GCUGCUACUGCACCAGCGUUCCAGCAGACCACCAUGGCCAGAGCCGCUUGGGGCGCAGCCGCCGCUUGUGGCUGCGGUGGCGGUGGCCUUGGCGGAGGCGGAGGCGGCGGAGGCGGUAGCUUCAGCGGCAAUAUUGCAGCGCCGCCAGCAGCCGGCGGCGGCGGCGGCGGUUCAGGCCACCCCCUCCACCACCUCCACCACAACAACAUCAGCAGCAGCAGUAGCAGUAGCGGCCCCUACGCGCCACUGCUGGCCGCGGCGCUGUGUGUGAGCGCCGAGCAUCAGUCCUCGCACCCACCUACACACAGCAGCGGCUGUGGCUGUGGCGGCGCCGCCGCCGGCGUCCUGCAUGCCGUGCCGGCGGAAGCAACAGCAGUGGCGCCGCCGCAGAUUCUGCCGUACGCGCAUCAGCCACAGAACGCGCCGUCGCCGUCGCAGCCACCGUUCCAGCCGCCGCCGCCGCCUUUCCGGGCGCCGCCGCCGCCGCCGUCGCCGUUGCGUCAGCUGCUGGCGGCCCAGCUGGCGGACCUGUGCCGCUGUACACAGGAGCUGGAGGCCAGGGGGCGGCAGUAGCAGAAGCGACUGCAGCAGUGCCGGUGGCAGUAGCAGCAGUCACUGCGGUAGUCACUGCGGAACUUGUCCCAUCCCACGUGGUUUGUGUUUGCGUGCAGUCCUGCAGAACUGUAGCUAGCACAGCAAUUGUAGCAACGGACUACUUUGCUGCUGAAUGAUGUCGGGCGUGGGUUUUCCAGGCGGGUAUGUGCGCGGCCCUGGGCUGGGCCGUGUUGGUUGGGCUUGCCGCGACCUGCCGUGUAGCGGAUGAGAGAGACAGACAGACAGACACAUGCGUGAGUGUUGGCGCUGUGGAGCGGAUGAGACAGACAGGCAAAUGAGGGAGGGCUGGUGCGCACCAGCAUGCUGUGGAGUGGACGACUGUCGCUGGCUAGCCGCACACAGCUAGCGGGGUAUGCAGCGGUGGUGGCGGUAGAUCCCAGAGAGAUCAUGGUGGGGAGUGUGUGACACGAAAGAAGGCCGUGUCCUUGCAACUGUGACAGAUUCGUAGCGGCGGGCGAGGCAUGACGGCAUGAGGCAAGGGACAUGAAACCCGUGGUAAUCCGUGGUAGGUACCGUUAUUAGCGGCGGCCCUGACCUCGCUCUGAGGAGCAAUGCAAUUCAUGCCCCCGCAUGGGAUGAAGAUUGCAUUGGUUACAAGAGGGACCUUCAUGGCCCUUUGUUGACGAAGCCAGGAAGGGAGGGAGGGCAACGGGGCAAACGGGCGCCAACAGCGGUCAUAUGGGGGCGAGGAAAGCAGGGAGUUCGGGGAGAUAAAAA
This is a messenger RNA of Chlamydomonas reinhardtii, 1332 nucleotides long. RefSeq lists its product as uncharacterized. Lineage: Eukaryota; Viridiplantae; Chlorophyta; Chlorophyceae; Chlamydomonadales; Chlamydomonadaceae. Bases 34 to 573 code for a protein of 179 amino acids. The transcript has a single exon. The record is from RefSeq and is a predicted model, not a curated record.